This is a messenger RNA of Rhodofomes roseus, 3560 nucleotides long. RefSeq lists its product as uncharacterized. The record is from RefSeq and is a predicted model, not a curated record. Bases 98 to 3343 code for a protein of 1081 amino acids. Lineage: Eukaryota; Fungi; Basidiomycota; Agaricomycetes; Polyporales; Fomitopsidaceae. The transcript has 7 exons. Gene Ontology annotation, biological process: protein secretion.
UCGGGGGGACCGGUCUUUGCUCAAGCUCAAGCUGCAGGCUGCAGCUGUUGGUGUCUUCUUCACGUUCCAUCUUGCUGCUCAGCACUCAGCGCUCAGCAUGGACGACCAUAUUAUUUUCAAUCUGCUUCGUGCAGGCGGGUCACUGAUCGAUUCUACACCAUCGGAAACACCGACCAACGUCGCGGAUGUGCUCAAGCAGAGGUUGACGCAAUACUUUUCCGUCAGGGGACUGGAAUGUCCAGCUAUGGAUGGGACGCUUGAGGGGUUACAGGCUCGAACUGCGACGGAAGCUCUGUACGUUCUGGAGUGUUUGCAGCGCGAGUGGAGUCGAGACGAUGCUGCCUUUCAGUCACAGGAAGGCCCCUCGAACGCAAGCAUAGGCUCGCGGGACCUGGCGCAGAUCCGCACCCUCAUUUCGAUCGUGUUCAAGUGGGGAGUCGAGCCGCAGCUGGGACGCGUCGCUAAUGCUAUCCCCGUCAAGACGUCGCAGGCUCAUGCGGGAGCGAAGAUCAUUGACCUCACGGGUGUCCCGGACGAUUAUGAGAGGCUCUCAGAGACGAUCAUUCGUCUACUGCGUCUACCAUACCCGCACGGUCCACAAACACCCUUGCUGCAGACAGCGAUUACUUCCGCCCUGCUGAACAAGCACGUCGCGGACCUGCUCAAGCCAUCCAUCGUUCUCGGAUGGCUGCCAAAGAAUCUAGCUACAGACUCCGUCAAGCCUGUUGAUUUCAUUCGGCCGUCUGUCAUGCAGCUUCUGUCUACACUGUCGGCUGCACAGACCAUAGCUGCCUUCGGCAGCAUACUGUCAGACAGCUCAAUCGCCCUCCCCUACGCACGGAAAUCUUGCGGUUUCCUGCUGAGCCGCCAGUUGCUCCGGCCCGAAGGCGUAGCGGGCCUGCUCGGUGCGAUGUUCGGCGAAGAGGACAUCUCUGGAGAGGAUGCACCCCUGGAAAAGCUAGAGCAUGUCGCACGUCUCCUGGGUACUGUUCCAGCGAGCAUGAAAGCAGAGGACUACUAUGGGGUCAUCAUCCCUCGGCUCCUCGCCAUACUGUCGACGGAUCCGAAGCGAAUCCCGCCCAUAUAUAGACGAGCUAUCGCGUUUGCGCUCUCACGCAUGCUUGCUUCCGAAAAGGGGGACAAGGAAGCGAGCAUUGUGUCCAAUAUCCUGCUAGCUCGCCUACACCGGCCAUUCCUGGUCACGUCCCCAGACGUACCCGGACACGAAAACAACGAAGAGACACCCCAGGCCCCAGCCACGCCCGAGCUGACGCCGUCUGAGGCACUCGAUGUACUCCAGACACUGCUUACCAACGCUGACCCGUCGCCAACCUUCAUCUCGAGCCUGCUGACGCCUAUUCUGCCUGCACUGUAUGCCAUCCUCUCGCACCUGGAGACGAUCAAGGCAUCAGACCCCGCAUUGAAGGAGUCUGUGCGAGGUUUCCUCGUGACCUGGGGCCGGAUUGUGAACACGAACGAGGGCAUCGAUGCGCUCUGGGAGGUCGUGCUCGGCGAAGGAGGCGAGUGGAAGGCCGAUGUGACCGGCAGCUUAGCGAGACUGGAAACCACCGAGCGGAACCCAACGCUCUCGUUAUUCACCCCAGAAGACCUCCGACGCGCAGAGGAGGUCGGUGAGCUCGACGCGGACGCGAAUCUAUUUGAUCUGCGUCCGGAUCCAGUGCAGUUCGUCCGCUACCUGAAGUCGAUCGAUCGGUCAGACAUCUCGUCGGAGGUCUUCGUCAAGCUCCUUGAAGCAUACCGGGAGCUGAAGGCGCAACCCGAGAACGAUCCAUUGCGAACACUGCUGUAUCUGCAACUCAUCUUACAGAUGCAGACCCAGCUCGCUACGGACGACUCCGCCUCGAGUAUCCUAAAUAAACCCGACCAUAUCCUCUCGUUCAUCAAGCACGCUCUCGAAUCUGCGGCGUCGCCCGCGGCACAAUCGCCCAAGAGAGAACCACGUGCAAAUGGCGGUGGGCUCAACCUACAGGACUUGCGCAUUGUUGACGAGGAAGAGGAGCCCGAAGUAGAUGAGGGUGACAGUGACGACGAAGGGCCUGAAAUGGGGGCGUCGGGUGAUGAUGAGAUGGUCGCCACGUCGGUGAACCUUCUUCUCUCGAUCCUCGAAGCACACCCCGAUUUGUCCGCGAGGACCGCGCCAAUACUUAACGACAUCUUCUCGCUACUCGAGCCAUUGUCCAAGGACUCGUCAGACACAAUCCGCCCGCUCGCUCGAGAGGCUCGUAUGGUCAUGACCGCGCGCCUCGCCUCCACGUCCGCCGCAGGCAGCUCCCGCAAGGCCAAGAAGUCCAAGGGUGACGAAGAGACUCCCCAGGAGACCUACCAGAAGGCACUCAAACUCCUACAAGACCCACUCCUGCCCGUGCGCGCCCAUGGCCUGCUCCUCCUAAGAAACCUCGUCUCUGCCCGGCGUGCGACCCCGGGGCGAGGGACGGUGCACCUGGAGGAACCCGCCCUCGAUCGCGCGCUGGUUCCCGGGAUACUCAGUAUAUUCCUGCAGAGCGUGCAGGACGACGAUAGCUAUAUGUACCUGAACGCAGUGCAGGGACUAUCGGCGAUGGUGGACGGCUAUGGCAAGGAGGUACUCCGCGGACUCGUGCGGACGUAUUGCGAUGGGACGGAGGGCCCAGGGAAAGGCGGGGUGAUGACGCAGCAGGAGGUGGACAUGCGCACGCGGGUGGGGGAGGCGCUUGUUCAGGUUGUGCGGCGGUGUGGGGACGCAUUACCUGCUUACGUUGAUAUUCUGGUGCCGCCGCUCUUCAGAGUGCUACGGACGUCAGACCUGCCAACGACGCUGAGGACGUCGGCCAUCUCGCUCCUCGCUCAAUGCGCGAAGACGAAUUCGCUGGCACUGCUCCCGUACGCCACGGACCUUGCAGAAGCGAUGAUUGACUUGCUGCAAGUGGAGACUGUUCCCGCGACACCACGCAAAGAGAACAGGCCGCGCGAAGACCAGCAGGCACACGACCGCGAAGGCGAGGACAAAGGCACACGCGAUAAGGACGAGGAUAGGCCACCGCCACCACCGACGCCUGACACCAUGGACGCCCAGCCUACGUCAAGUAAUUCAAAGUUCCCACCGCUGAGGCGCGCCGCACUGCACUUCCUGACGCUGCUCAUCCAGGCGUGCACGGCGCAGCUGUACGACUCGGACGCGGGUGGUGCACCCGCGUUCCCGACGUUCCCGACGAGACUGGUCAGACGAGCGAAGACUACGCUGGGCUACGUUGCGGCGACGGACGAGGACGCUGUCGUGCGGGUGAUGGCACGGGAGGCGCUGGAGGAGAUAGAUCAGCUUGCGCAUGCGAUGGUUGGCGCGUAGGAGACUUGAUUCGUUGAGGCGAUGAAAUGCAGAGCUGCCAGUGGCGACGCCUGACGUGCAUUCGACCGUCUUAUCUCGUUGGCGUUGGGUGGAGAAACGUAUGUGCGCUAUCCACGGCCAUACCGCGGGAUGCGCUAGCAGCCAGGUGCGUGCCUCGUGCUAUCUGCGCUGAGAUGGGCGACGGCUGGGCUGGGUGGCGGUGUGGCGGGACUGGCGG